Saccostrea echinata is the source of this 2184-nucleotide messenger RNA. Its product is annotated as macrophage-expressed gene 1 protein-like. Lineage: Eukaryota; Metazoa; Mollusca; Bivalvia; Ostreida; Ostreidae. Bases 1 to 2100 code for a protein of 699 amino acids. The record is from RefSeq and is a predicted model, not a curated record. The transcript has a single exon.
AUGUUGGCUUUGUGUGUUGUGGCUAUUUUAUUCCAUUCCACUGAAUCAUUACAGAAUUACAGCGUUGGUGAUCCCCAAGCUUGCAAUAUUGGGAAUGGAAAUGAGAAUUUCAUGUUUGAGGUCCUGCCUGGCUUUGGUUGGGACAAUCUAGUGAAUGAAAAUCGAGGAGUUGUGGUCAACUUUAAUUAUUCAAAAUGCAAAACAACAGAGGACAGAAAAUACCUCAUUCCAGACGGUGUUGUAACCAUUCCUAUCAAGAAGAGUCAGUUGAAUAUCUUCUCGAAGGUGUAUGAUCACUGGUCUCAAUAUGAAUCAGAUACAGCGUUUUCUAUCAAUGUUGGUGGUUCAGCUAGUAUUGCAGGAAUAAAAAUUGCCGCAAGUCUGUCCACUGAGUAUGAACACAUUAAAAAACAUCAGCUGGAGGAUAAAUCAUUCACAACAAAAGUCCAAGCACGAUUCGUCCGGUAUACCGCCAUAGUUCUUCCCGAUCUACAGUUAGAUAGAUCUUUUCGCAAACGUCUACUGAAAAUAGCCAAUCAUAUUCAACAUAAUCGAAAAUUGUCCACAAAAUAUGAAAGUGAACUCCUGGUUCGAGAUUUUGGAACUCACGUCCUUACAAGUGUGGAUGCUGGAGCGUCCAUUGUCAAAGUGGAUCAAGUAGAUUCCUCUCUGCGUUCGGAUACAGAAAUAGAUAAAGUACAGAUCGGGUUUGCAGCAAGCGUCUCUUUUUUUGGAAUUGCAAGUAUAAAUACUAAAACGCAGUACUCACACUCCAAAACUACUAUUGAAAAAUACAUGAAGAGCAUUAAAAACUCGGAUAUAAGAGCUUAUGGUGGUCCACCCUUGAGUCCUGAAAAUUUCACGCUUAGCAAAUGGACAACUGCUAUUGGAAAUGAUUUGGUAGCGGUCGAUAGAAAUGGGUUUCCUCUAGACUAUGUCAUCUCUACAGCUUCACUUCCUGAACUAUCUGAAAGUUUGGUCGAAGAAAUUGUUCAGAGCGUUCGAAGUGCAAUCUCGUCCUACUUCCUUCAUAACACGUAUCCAGGAUGCACCAAUCCAGAUGCGCCGAACUUCAGCAAAAUUUCAAAUUUGGAUGACGGUACCUGUCAUGCACCUCUAACGAACCUCAGUUUUGGUGGAGUUUUUCAAGAAUGUAUCUUUAAGGGUGCCUUAAUUAACAAUGAAAACCUAUGUGACAAAAUAACGACGAAAAAUUCGCAAACACAGGAUUUUAAGUGUCCAGUUGAAUUUGAAAAGGUUGUACUUUUUAAAGGAAAAACAGAUAAAGCCCAGCAUGAGCACAAGUGUCAUAAAUGUUGGCUCUUCUUCACAUGCUGCCAUGAUCAAUCUUAUUAUGGCUUAGCAACAUACACAUCAUACUGGUGCCGUGCAAAGCCAAACACACCUGUUCAAGAAAACAGCGGGUUUCUCUUUGGAGGAUUGUACUCAGAUAGAACCAGUAACUUUGUAACACAAUCAAAAUCAUGCCCGCAGUAUUAUAACCCAAUGACAAUUGCCUCUAACAUCCGUGUCUGCAUCAGUGAUGAUUAUGAACUUGGCGCCAAAUCUGCCGUACCGUUUGGGGGUUUCUACAGUUGUCAACAUGGAAACCCUUUAGUUGAUGGUAAAUACACAAAAUCUUGUCCUAAAGGAUUUAGCAACCACUUAGCCACCGUUGACAACAACUGUGAAAUACAAUACUGUGUACGGACUAGUCAACUGUCCGAGUUAAAAUUUCCAACAGUGCAACUUCCACCGUUUAUUGGAAUCCCAGCAGAAAGCUUAGCAGAACCAGCAAAUUACAUAAUUUCCCAUGACUCGGAAUCCUGGAUCCAACUUAUAAAUCCCGAAACGAAAGCCAAAAAGCCCGAUGAAUCAACUUGGACAACUCUGAAUUCUGCACCAACAGAGAUGGCUGUCCUGAUGAAGAAAUUCUCCAGUAAUCACGUAGUCAGUGAAAAUGAAGAUUCGGGGAUGUCCAAAGGUGCAAUUGCAGGCCUCUCUGUUGGCUUAACAACUGCUAUUUGCUUGUUGCUAGGAAUUCUCAUAGUUAUUCGACGUAAUCGAAGACAGCGGAAAAUCUAUGAGAGUUUUGAUUGAACUUUAAGUACGAUUUGAUCAGUCUAAAAUUUUGCUUUAAAAACAAAACUGAAAUUUCUAAAUAAAGCUACGAUAAUCCAUUGA